CUCAGUACACCCAGUAAACUCAGUCGCUGAGCUGCUUCCUGCAUGUUAAAUAUACCAGCAAUGGAUACGUUUUGUCCUAGUGUUCCACAAACCUCUUUCAAACCCAAAGUUUACAGGAUUCCUGCUCUUUUGUGUGUGGGAGAAACGCUUUUGACCUUUGCUGAGCGGAGAACAGAAAAAGCCGAUCACUGUGCGGAAGAACUGGUUAUGAAAAGGGGAGAGCUGCGGAGGGAAAGCAGCAAAGUCACUGUUGAGUGGACUGAGUACAAAGUAGUGGAAGAGGCACAGAUUGAUGGAUACCGCACCAUGAACCCCUGCCCAGUGUACGACAGCGCAAACAGGAAACUCUUCUUGUUCUUCAUGUGUGUAGAAGGAAACUGCACUGAAUGGUGGCAAAUAGAAAAUUACUGCAACAAAGCCCGCCUCUGCUACAUCACAAGUGAGAAUUGUGGACAAACCUGGAGUGGACUGACUGAAUUGACAGACCGUCUACCUGAGCAUUGUGUCACUUUUGCUGUGGGGCCUGGUCAUGGGCUUCAAACAGAGAAUGGGACACUAAUGGUUCCAGCUUAUGUCUAUGUAGGUGUGAAGCCUGCAAAACCUAUUCCACGUGCUGUCUCCCUGUACAGCAAUGAUUCUGGUAAAAGCUGGCAUUUUGGCUCUUUGCUUGAAGGAAAAUCAAUAGAGUGUCAAAUGGCUGAGGUUUCUGAUGCAAGUGGCAGAUUCAUCUACUGCAAUGCCCGCAAUGAGGGAGGACAUCGGGUGGAAGCCUCUAGUAACAGUGAGGGGCAAAUCUUUACAAUAUAUAAUAAUAAAAAGCUUGUGGAAACAGGUUUUGGCUGCCAGGGAAGUGUGGUCUCCUUCCCAGCUCAAACUGAAGCUGCAGCAGAAGGUGUUGCAACCCAAUGGCUGUUAUACACCCACCCAAGCCAUAAGUGUAAAAGGCGUGAUUUAGGUGUGUUUCUGAACAAAACCCCAUCUGAUCCAAAGGCAUGGAGCGAACCCUGGAUCCUGUAUCACGGACCCAGUGGUUACUCAGACCUGGCUUACCUUGGUGAUGGUUGGUUUGCGUGUCUGUUUGAAUGUGGGAAGAAUCACGAAACUGAGCAGAUAGCUUUAAAAAUCUUUCACUUCACUGAAAUUAAGGUUGACACCAAAGAAAGUCAUUCCUGCCCUUUGCAGGGAUCCACUAUGUCUUUUGGGAGCGAAAUCUUUACUUGCUUUUCCUAAGUGAAUAAAAAUCCUGUAUUGCACUUUAAACAAACUGACGAUUCAUAAAGGCUGAUGUAAAAGAAAUUCUGAGUGCACGAGAUCAUAUUAUAGUAGAUAGAACUUGGGUUCACAGGAAGCCAUAAUUUGCCUGAAAUGUUUUUUUUUCUUUUGGUUUGUAUUGAGCAUUAAGUGUGUCCCGAAUAUUAGAACAUUAGUAUCAUUAGCAUAACAUUAUUACUGCCUUACAGAACCAAAGCCCAUAGCUGAAGACAGUACCAGCAUAUCAAAACAGUUCAGAGAAGCUACGGUUUCACCUCGCCCAGAAAAGAGUAAGUUUAAAUGCUGACUUUACACGGCAGCGGCCACAUUUGAGAAGAAUAUUCUAUCCCUCUGAGCCCAGGAAGCUGCAUUUUAGAAAAAACGGUGUGAGUGUAGGUUGAAAGCCAGUGUUGCUAGUUCUUUCAAGAGAAACAAACAACCAGCUCUAUUACCACUACAGUGUAAAAACUUUAACCGAAAAAGCCCGAAGUCGCUUAUAAUAAGUGGACAUGGCAACGCUGCUGUAAGCCCAGAACACUGUACAGCUUUGCACCACUUUGCGAGCUCCUCACAUGUGAGGACUAAGAUAAGAGAUAAGAUAAGAUAGAACUUUAUUGAUCUCACAAUGGAGAGAUUUACUUGUGACAUCGGCUCUUAUUGGCAACAGAAGGUGCACAAAGGAGGAAAGGUGCAUGAGGUAUAUACGGUACAUCCAGAUAUAUACAGUGGAUGGGAAAAAUAUAUAUAUCAAAAUAUUACAGUUAUUGCACGGUUAUUGCAGUGUACAUGAUUAUUGCACAGGUUAUUGUACAGGUUAUUGCACAGUGUAUCAAAUAGUUAUUGCACAGUGAUUACAGUGUUAUUACGGCAGGUUAAAGUGCAGUGACAUUGUAAAGUUUGAUGGCAGCAGAGAUAAAUGACCUGCGGUAGCGCUCCUCUUUACAGACAGGGUGUAUAAGUCUGUCACUAAAGGAGCUGCUCAGCUCCUCUACAGUCUGGUUCAGGGGGUGAAAGGUGUUGUCCAUGAUGGAUGUAAGCUUGGACAACACCCUCCUCUCGGUUACUUCCUCCACCGAGUCCAGAGUGCCGCCCAGGACAGAAGUGGCCUUCUUCACCAGAACUAAUACACACUCGGACAAUAGAAACUAGCCCAUCAGACCAUCAGCCGGAAAGAUCAGGAAGCAAAAUGGCUAGUGUUGGUGCUAGCUUCUUGGAAAGGGACAGUUUCUUAUUUCUACUGACAAUAAAACAAAUGACCCACCACCCCAGGUAGUGUUGAGCCAGUCCAGCGCUGCGCUGAAGUCCGCCACAAGUGCAGCACAACCCGCGUCCUGUGUGAAAGGUGCACAAGCGUUUCCUGGAGAUCUGUUUACCUGUUUGCCAUCAGGCUCUUUGAGAAACAUGUAAUAAAUAAUGACCUUUUGGGUUACUUCUUGUUGUAACAUCAAUAAAAUCAUUGUUAUAUUAUGUGCACUAUUUCUGAACUGAAAAGUAUCAUUAAAAAUCACUUUCAUCAUUGCUGUCUAAAAA
Molecule: messenger RNA, 2781 nt
Organism: Fundulus heteroclitus (mummichog)
Lineage: Eukaryota; Metazoa; Chordata; Actinopteri; Cyprinodontiformes; Fundulidae
Product: sialidase-4-like
Exons: 2
Coding region: 43-1230 (395 amino acids)
Biological process (GO): oligosaccharide catabolic process; ganglioside catabolic process
Cellular component (GO): lysosome; membrane; cytoplasm
Molecular function (GO): ATP binding; exo-alpha-sialidase activity
Source: RefSeq, a predicted model, not a curated record